CAACAAUGGUCCUCCAAUUUCAUCAUAUAUACGAACCCAAUUCCAUUCUCUCUUUCUUGCCAAUCAGACCAAGCGCUUCUUCCUCCUCCUCGCUCUGGUGGGUCCCCCUCUUUCUCUCUUACCAUCAGCCAAAGGAGGAAGUGGAAGCAGCAGCUGUUUCUUCUUCCUCAUUGCACGACACCUCUGGCUGAUGUUAAGAUAAGUAUCACAAAAAAAAGGCGAGGAUGGCUGUCAGCUAUAAAUUUUGGAAUGAAUGCAUUGAUCCCUUGGACAUGCAAGCACUGUGGAAUGUUCCUAAAGUGAGCGCUGAAUGGGAAGAUGCUGGAGAGACCAAAGGACAGAAAGUUCACCUCUCACGUGAUCCUGAUGGACAGGUUUAUUUGACACAGACUGAGAUGAAGGCUGUGGCUGAGAUCGUCGUUAGCAGGCAUUUUUCUGGAAAGAUAGAUCCUGAUAUGAUUUGUGCUAUUGCUGAACUUGAAAGUGAUAGACAGCCACUUUGUCAGCGGUAUGACAAAAAAGCUAAGGCCACUCACCUAGGGAUGAUGCAAAUUUUACCAAAAACUGCCGAUUGGCUGGCUAGUGAGAAGGGUUACGGGGCAUAUCAAUUGAAUGGGAAUGAACUUCUCCUGUUCAGGCCUUUUGAAAAUGUAUAUUUUGGUGCUGCUUAUCUUAUUUGGUUAUCAAGCUUUGAGCAGAAAGAAAGAAGUGAGGAGUUUGUAGUUAGGGCAUAUAGAGGAGGUACUAAAAAGGCAACUCACAAAUCAACUCUGAAGUAUUGGCAACGGUAUCUUUCCGUCAAAGAAUCUCUUCCAUCCAGAAAAAGUCUUGAAGGUCAUCGAUCUGUUGAAGAGGUUAAUGCUUCUCUUGCCCUCGCUAAAAAGACUGGUUCAUCGCAAAACACAGGAAAGUUUUCAGGUGGUAUGUACACAUAUUGGGAUUCAGUAGCUUCUCCAGAAGACAUGGUGGACAUGUGGAAUCAUCCUGAAGUCUCUAAAGAGUGGACUAAAGCUGGAGAGAAACAGGGACGAGUGCACUUCUCCCAAGAUGAUAAGAAAAGACCAUAUCUUUCUCGGGUGGAACUGAAGGCAGUGGCAGAAAUCAUACUCAUAAAACACUUCAGCACAAAGCCACUUAAAGUUUCAGUUCUUUGUGCUCUGGCAGAGAUUAUAAGCAUGCGAUUCCUGAGUGGCAUUGGACCACGUCCUGGUAUAAUGGGAAUCGACUAUUCUACAGUUGUAUGGCUUUACAGGGAGAUGGGCUUUAGGGCAUAUAGAACUAUUUCUGUUGAUGAUAUUUCCAAGCCAUUUGUGUCAAUGUACUUUGGUGCAGCCUAUUUAGUAUGGUUAGUGGAAUGCGAAGGGAGGUUACAACCUCCACAGUAUAUUAUUCAGGCUUAUAUCUCAGGGCCAAAGAAUGUGAAUCUUCAGGAUACAGGUCCUGAGUAUCUCAAGUUUGAGGAAGCCUUGAGCUACUAUGAAGAUACAAAGCCGAAUCCUAGGGAUCAAGGGAGCUGCACCAUCAUGUAACCUGACAAAUGCCAUCUGCCUACUUUGAUUCUAGAUUCAUCCUUUGAGUUGGACUGAACUCUAUAUAUCAAGUGAAAGCAUUCUUGAGAAGGAGAUGAAUUGACUAAAAGCUGCCAGUGAAUCAUGUUAUAGAAAUGAUUUGUGAUCUUUCUUUCUUCUCUUUUCUAUUUUUUUUGGGCGAGAAAGUAUGGGGGAUCCUGGUAGUCAAGGUGUGUUUUCUUAAGCAGAUAGUUCUGCUGGAUUUGACA
Messenger RNA from Rosa chinensis, 1777 nucleotides. RefSeq lists its product as uncharacterized. The coding region runs from base 225 to 1529 and encodes 434 amino acids. The transcript has 13 exons. The record is from RefSeq and is a predicted model, not a curated record. Lineage: Eukaryota; Viridiplantae; Streptophyta; Magnoliopsida; Rosales; Rosaceae.